UUUCAAUUGUGCAAUAAUUAACUUCAAGUGGAAAUAACAUAAAAAAAGCUCAAAUUGAGAUGAAGUUCUAUUUGAUUUUGAUGGCUGUAUUAGCCAUCUGUCAAAUGGCUUUGGCAGGACGUUUUAAUAUUACAUGUUAUUAUGAUACAUUUAGUAUCCAAAGAGGUGGCUUUGCCAACUUUACGGAGAACGACUUAAGAUCAUCGUUUGAAUAUUGCACACAUGUGGUUUAUGGUUACGUUGGCAUUAGUCCAGAUAAAUUUGAUAUCGUUACCCUGCAUUCGAAACAAAAUUUGCAAUUUGCUCAUGUUAAGAAAUUGAAAAAUCAAUAUCGUCAUAUUAAAUUUUUAGUAAGUUUAGGCGGCGGUAAGGAUUUGAAUCACACGGAAAAAUAUAUAAAACUUCUUGAGGCGCCUCAGCAGAAACAAGACAAAUUCAUAAAAUCAGCCAAAGCCUUUUUGCGCAAAUACAAAUUCGAUGGCUUAGAUUUGGCCUAUCAAUUUCCGCACAAUAAAGCACAUAAAUCCACAUCUGAGAAGAUUUUAAAUACAGCCAAGGCUUUAUUAUCGAAAACUCAAGUCGGUCAGAAGUUAACGGGUAAGAAAAAUUCGAAAAAAAAUCAUGGAGGUUCGUUCAAUAUCCAUAAGCAGCAGUUCACAGUGCUGGCAAAUAAACUCCAUAAUAUAUUUAGAAAUAAAAAUCUUAUGCUUACGUUAACGGUGCUGCCUCAUGUUAAUACCAGCAAAUUUAUAAAUCCCGCCGUUAUGGAAUAUUUUGAUUUUGUUAAUUUGUGUACAUUUGAUUACUCCACACCACAACUUACUCACCACGAUGCUGACUACUUAGCUCCGAGAAAUGCUCCACCACGUAAUGGCAGAAAGAUAACUUCAAAUAUCGAAAAGGAUGUACGUCAAUGGCUCUCUAAACAUAAGCAUAUGUCCAAAAAGCUAAAUAUUGGCAUUCCAACUUAUGGUCGGGCAUGGCGAAUGACCAAGCAAUUGAAAUCCACUGCUAUGCCCAUAAAGUCAUCCCUUGAUGGUCCAGCUCCUGGUGGCGAAUUAACGCGUACGGCUGGUUUAUUGAGUUGGCCCGAAAUGUGUUUCAAACUUCCUAAAAUGAGCAAAAUUCAGAAUAGACAAUUUGGAAACUACGCCUACCGUACGGCUGAUGUCAAAGGUCGUGACGGUCUUUUCAUUACAUACGAAGAUCGGGACAGUCUUGGCGCAAAGGCAGAGUUUGUGCAAAGCAAUUCGUUGGCUGGUGUUGCUAUAUUCGAUUUGACAUUGGACGAUUUCCGUGGCAAGUGUAAACAGGGUAUGUUCCCAGCAUUGUCAGCCAUUAAAAGUAAAUUGAUUUAAUUUAUGCAAUAAUUAAAUUUAUAAAAUUUUUAAAUAGUUAACAGUUGUUUUUUUUGGUAAGAAACUCAUUAUUAAAUAAAAUCAUAGAAAUGUAAUUUUUUCUUAUGUAUAAUAA
Molecule: messenger RNA, 1473 nt
Organism: Calliphora vicina (urban bluebottle blowfly)
Lineage: Eukaryota; Metazoa; Arthropoda; Insecta; Diptera; Calliphoridae
Product: chitinase-like protein Idgf3
Exons: 3
Coding region: 60-1358 (432 amino acids)
Biological process (GO): chitin catabolic process; carbohydrate metabolic process
Cellular component (GO): extracellular region
Molecular function (GO): chitin binding; chitinase activity
Source: RefSeq, a predicted model, not a curated record